UUAAAAGUCACUGAUGAAAAGUUUAAGCUUAUUUUUGUCUUUGCUCAGCCUAUGUAUCUGCUGUUUUGAAUAUGGCAUGUAAUUCUCCACUUUGUGGCAUCUGCUAUUCCAGACAAAGGUUUGUACCAUCUACUGCAUGGUGUUUUGGAUGUAAUGAAGGACUCUGUAAAAAAUGUAAUGGAUAUCAUGUCUUGAACAAAGCAUCGAAAAGUCAUGGAAUUAUACCUUUAAACGAAUAUCAAAAGUUACCUGUUCGUGUUCGUCAAAUUUCCGACUCCUGCAAAUCUCAUAGUGAAAAAUAUCAAGCAUACUGUCAUGAACACGAAUGUUCAUGUUGUACAAAAUGUAUCAUAGAGGAACAUAAGAACUGCAAAGAUCGCACAGACAUACAUGAUUUUAUAAGCAGCAUAAAAUCUUCAAACAUGAUUUUGGAGAUCGAAAAUUCAUUGCGCGAGGUAACUGAAAAUUUGAAAAAGAUUCAUGAGAAUCGCACGGUAAAUUUAUUAUCACUCACACUCUACAAACAAGACAUUGAAAAAGAAAUUCGGAAAUCUAGAAAUGAAAUGAAUGAACACUUUGAUCGUCUUGAAAGGGAUUUAUUGACAGAACUCCAAACAAUUGAAAAUGCCGAAAGAAGAAAAAUCAACAAAAUUUUGGAAUCUGUAGAGCGGAAACAAAAAGAGAUGGAUGGGCUUCAGAUAAGUCUUGCAAUAAUAAAGCUGCAUGCAUCCGACCUACAAACUUUCCUUGUCAGUAAACAAAUUGAGAUUGAAUUGGUGAAUACAGUCAGCAUCAUACAGUCUAUGCAAGAUAAUAGAGAAUUAUCAGAUGUCAUCAUCUUUUUCCAAACUAAUGAUAAAACGAAAAGUCUCGGAAAUAUUUGUAAAUUUGGUGAAAUUGUUGUUCAGAUCAGUAAAAGGAAUAUGUCUUUAGUAAGACAGACAAGCAAACAAGCACAGGCAAGAGUUGCUGAUGUGACCAAGUGUAGCCUUUACCAUCAGUAUGACAUAAUAAAAACUGAGAAAGAUCCUUGUUUCAUUGUCACGGUGAAACCAAGUGAAGAUGCAUUCAACUUUGGAUUAGAUGGACGAUAUAGACUGCGUCUUACAUCGAGUUGUUUUAUAUUAGAAGACAUUGAGAAAAUGACAUCAAAAUGUUGUUGGCCAUAUGACAUAGUACGAAAAUAUGGAAAGACAGGAAUCCAAAAAGAAUUAACAAUCACUGUAGGGAGACAGAAUGUUUUAGGUGAAGGUACCGUCGAAUUUAAGUGCAGUUCAUUUUUUCACCCAGGUAAAAUUAUCCGUUUUUUUCAAAUUAUUAUAAAAAAGAUGCAAUCAGAUCUCAAACAUUAAAUUUAAUAUAUGUUUGAAUAUUUCAGCGUGUUUCUGGACAUAUGAUCGCGUUUUAUAAAUGUAUAUUAAAGAUUGUUGUGACGUCGGUCUAUUGUUUUGUCCGUUUUUUAUUUCUGUGAGAAACCAUUAUGUUAGCCUUAAAUCUCAAGUAUUUAUAAGAAUAACCAUCCUCUUUCUUAAAAAUAUUGUACAGCUAAAGGUAGCAUAAUUACAUGUAAAUUCAUGAUAGUUCAAGAAAUGAAAGAAAAUGAAAAAAAUCGAAAACACAAAUUUUAACUCCACAAAACAUUUUAAUUAAAGUCACCUUCCAAAACUAUAAUUUGGUCGCACAUCAAUACGGUUUCAAAUUGGUUUUUAAC
Messenger RNA from Mytilus trossulus (common blue mussel), 1711 nucleotides. RefSeq lists its product as uncharacterized. Lineage: Eukaryota; Metazoa; Mollusca; Bivalvia; Mytilida; Mytilidae. The transcript has 3 exons. The coding region runs from base 72 to 1352 and encodes 426 amino acids. The record is from RefSeq and is a predicted model, not a curated record. Gene Ontology annotation, molecular function: zinc ion binding.